Oryctolagus cuniculus (rabbit) is the source of this 2018-nucleotide messenger RNA. It is a transcript of the gene PTGDR, whose product is annotated as prostaglandin D2 receptor. Gene Ontology annotation, biological process: inflammatory response; positive regulation of cytosolic calcium ion concentration; G protein-coupled receptor signaling pathway. Gene Ontology annotation, molecular function: prostaglandin D receptor activity. Gene Ontology annotation, cellular component: plasma membrane. The record is from RefSeq and is a predicted model, not a curated record. NCBI's taxonomy places the organism in Eukaryota, Metazoa, Chordata, Mammalia, Lagomorpha, Leporidae.
CCGAGCCUCUUCUGCGGCUUAGCCUCUCGGGCCGAGCCGCGUGCGCCCGCGCCCCGGGGGCUCCUCCGCAGCCGCGCGCCGGGAGCCCCGUGCUCCCGAAGCUUGGGCCCCGCAGCCCGCCCGCCGGCCAUGAGGGCGCCCUCUUACCGCUGCCACAACACCACGUCGGUGGAGAAGGGCAACUCGGCGACGAUGGGCAGCGUGCUCUUCAGCGCGGGCCUCCUGGGCAACCUGCUGGCGCUGGGGCUGCUGGCGCGCUCGGGGCUGGGCUCGUGCCCGCCGCGGCCGUCGCGCCCGCCGCCCUCGGUCUUCUACGUGCUGGUGUGCGGCCUGACCGUGACCGACUUGCUGGGCAAAUGCCUCGUGAGCCCGGUGGUGCUGACCGCUUACGCGCAGAACCGGAGCCUGUGGGGGCUGAUGCCCGUGCCCGGAGACUCGCUGUGCCAGGCCUUCGCCUUCUGCAUGUCCUUCUUCGGGCUCGCCUCGACGCUGCAGCUCCUGGCCAUGGCGCUCGAGUGCUGGCUGUCCCUGGGGCACCUCUUCUACCGACGCCACAUCACCGUGCGCCGGGGCGCGCUGGUGGCGCCCGUCGUGGGCGUCUUCUGCCUGGCUUUCUGCGCGCUGCCCUUGGCGGGCUUCGGGCGCUUCGUGCAGUACUGCCCGGCACCGUGCUUCAUCCAAAUGGUCCACGACGACAGCUCCUUGGCCGUGCUGGGCUACUCCGUGCUCUACUCCAGCCUCAUGGCGUUGCUCGUGCUUGCCAUCGUGCUGUGCAACCUGGGCGCCAUGCGCAACCUCUACACCAUGCACCAGCGCCUGCGCCGGCACGCGCGCUCCGGCCCCAGGGAGCGCGCCGGGCCGGGCGCCGGCGAGCGCGGGGCGUCUCCGCACCCCUUGGAGGAGCUGGAUCACCUCCUGCUGCUGGCCCUCAUGACGGUGCUCUUCUCCAUGUGCUCGCUGCCGUUGAUUUAUCGUGCGUACUCCGGCGCUUUCAAGGCGGUGGACAGGCGCUCUCAAGAGGCCGACGACCUCCAGGCCCUGCGCUUCCUCUCUGUGAUCUCCAUCGUGGACCCUUGGAUUUUCAUCAUUUUCAGAACUCCAGUAUUUCGCAUGUUUUUGCACAAGAUCUUCAUAAGACCUCUUCAGUACGGAAAUUGGCCCAGCAGUUCAUGCCGAUCUCACACGGAAUCCAGCCUGUGACUGGGUCGGGCACUCCCUGGUAAGCUGAAGCGGAGACCACAUAUUCCGUCAAAGAACCAUAGUGGUUUUUGUUUCUGUGUUUGAAUCUUAAAAUUUAAAUCGUAAAAGUUGUCUCCCAUAACAGAAGCAUCUAAAACUGUAUUCCCAAAGUAUUGACUGUGUCUUAACAAUAUGCCAUCAUUCUCUAUUCAUGGACCAAUUUGAUGCAUUUUUUUCCUUUCCUGUUAUCAGCAGUGACUAGAAGUUAGCAUGUUGAAACAAUGUUAAAUGUCUUAAAGCAAUGGUAGUAAUCCUCCCAAUAUUUGAACUUGAAGUCUUAAGACCUAGUCUCUGUUUAGACACAGUGGAAACACAAUUGGUUACACUUGUCUGAUCGAGGUUCUUAAGAAGAAAUGGUUUCUUACCCGAUUCAUUUUCGUGGUUUGGUUAUUUCACAUCAUCCUGGUUCCUGCUUAGUUCUUUUCUUUGAUGAUUGUUCUACGUCAGUCCUGGAUCCUAGAUGCUUCUCAGGAGAGUGAGGCAGGAAACAUGGCCAGGUCAAGCAUUCAGAGUCAUGGGGAGGGGGUGGGGAUUCUAUAAGCAGAUGUCAGGCAAGAUGUGACGAUGGCCCACAAACUCAGAGAAGAAAAAAAAAAGGGUCUUGGGGGUUCCCAGUGCCCGACACGCUGCAACUCUGGAGUGGAGAGCCUGCCACGUGCACCGCCCGGGGGCCUGCAGCCUGCAAUCUCUUCCGAAGACUGACUAUUUACCUGUGCUGAGAGCAGCAACCUCGUUUUUUUUCCACCUCUGGUUUUGCCAAUAUCUCAGAGAUGGUGUUU